AGAGAAAAAGAGAGAGAGAGAGAGAGAGAGAGAGAGAGAGAGAGAGAGAAAGAUAAUGAAAUGAAAGAGAGAAAGAAAAAGUGAAAUAAUUAGAGAAAAAAAAAGAAAAUAAGCAAGUAAAUUUAGACUAAAAAUAAAGAGUGAAAAAAAAAUGUGAAGAAAAAAUAAAAUAAAUAAAUAGAGAGAGAGAGAGAGAGAGAGAGAGAGAGAGAGAGAGAGAGAGAGAGAGAGAGAGACAAACAUAAACAAACAAGAAAACAACAACAACAACAACAACAAAAAUGCCAUCUCCACCACCACCAGCAGUCUCUUCCUGAGGUCACCAGAAGACGUCAUGGAGGAGGUCACAGGAGGAGGAGGAGGAGGAGGAGUGCCCCCUCCCCCUCCGCCCCCCUCCUCUGCCCCCCGCCCCCCCCUCACCCCCUCCGACGUGGGCGCUCUGCUGUCCAUGUACGCCAAGCCUCCAUAUGACACCAGGGAGACCGUCUAUAAGACUCAGCAAAUCCUCUCUCGGUGCCAAGAAUUAAUGGAGCUGGACUAUAAGUGUUUGGUCAUCCCGAACCCCAAUGGCGAGCUCUGUAGCAGUUAUCCCAAUCAGCUGUUCAUCCCCGAGUGCGAGCGAGCAGAAGAAGAAGAAGAAGAGGAGGAGGAGGAAGUUCCGAGAGGGAGCAGUCACCCGGCAACUUCCGCUCCCCCCUCCCACUCCGCUCCCCACCACCACCACCACCACCCCUCCCCCCUGACCCUGGCCUCCCCCUCCCCACUUUUUAAUCCGCCAUCUUUCUCCUCUGUGGUGGUGCGUGGAGUUGGUGGUGGAGGUGGAGGUGGUGGAAUCAUGUCGCCUGACCCCCUUACAGAUGGGUUCAAACUGCGCGAUCUCAUUCUGAAGGCCAAGUUUGCAAGGUGUCGGGCAAGAUUUCCAGUUCCUGUGAUUCUGUACAAGGGGAAUUAUAUAUGCCGGUCGUCAACGCUCGCUGGAGGCCCGGAAAUGUACGGAAGAUCAGGAAUUGAAUAUUUACUCACAGCGGCAAUCUCUGGGAAGGCGGAAGAGGAGGUGGAGGAGGAGGAGGACCCCAGCACCAGCACCACCACCUCCACCAGCACCUCCAGCACCAGUAACAGCACAAGUGGAGGUGGAAGUGGUGGAGACUGGCAACUGUUUGACAAGGUUCGCUCACAGGACAUCAGGCUGUUGAAGGCGUGCAGCGUCGGGGUCAUUGUGGACCUUAUGGUAGAGAAGAAGAAAGUCAAGUAUGGGCUGAACGUGACGUCCUCCGAGAAGGUUGACAAGGAGAACCGCUAUGGAGCCUUCAGUAUCCUCUCCUUGCCCUACCCCGGUUGUGAGUUCUUCCGUGAGUUCCGCGACGCUGGCUAUUCCGCUGACGGGAUGACCAUCAACUGGAACCACACCUUCAUGGACGCACACCUGGUCAUCCCCGAGAGGUCACACGCGCGCCGGGUCGCCUCGGAUUGGAACGCUUACAGGAAAUGGGACCUGAUCCGCCUCACCCAGAACUACCUGCGUCUUCUCCUCCUCCACGCACAAGAGGGCUCCGAGGGGCUGCUGGUACACUGCAUAUCGGGGUGGGAUCGGACGCCCCUCUUCAUCUCCCUCCUGCGGCUUUCCCUGUGGGCUGACGGACUCAUACACCCCUCACUUGGGCCCCUAGAGAUCCUGUAUUUGACGAUCGCCUACGACUGGCUGCUGUUUGGCCAUGACCUGAAGGACCGUUUGGCCAAGGGCGAGGAGAUAUUUUUCUUCUGCUUUGAUUUUUUGAAGUACAUCACCACAGAGGAGUUUUCUGUUGACAAGAGACGCAACCAGUCAACCGCCAGCACCAGCGACGGUAGCGGAGGCGGAUGCACGUCAACCGGCGGAUCCUCAACCAACUCAUCCGCCACAAUCAACAACAACAACACAGGAAGCACAAGUGGAUUACUCCUCCUCCUGGAUGGCGACGGAUUAAGCCCAGCCGGAUCAUCCACUUCCCUGACCUCAUCGUGCUCAUCCAACCGGUCUUUCCCCAUUCUACCGCCGAGGUAUUUCCGGGCGGAUGCACCCGGUCUAGCCUCAACCGCCCAUCUCACCUGGCCAUACGGUAGCGACACAUCCGACUUGGACCUGGAUGACUUCUCCCCGCGUCUCAGCCGGGCGUCAUCUGCGUCAUCCACCAAGGGGCUAUCCGGUAGAGUGCGGGAUAUGGACGUGGAUGUCACCCGGCAGACCGCAAGCUGGACCCGGGAGCCACGGAAUCUGAGCGAGUCGAGCGAGAGCAGCGGAUUGACGGAUGAGAACAAGACCGGGGCGGAUGAGUUCACCCGAGCGUCAACCAGCCCGGUAGCCGUCCCCGUCCCCCGGAGCCGGAUGAAUCAACCGUCCCAGAGGAUACGAAAUGAGUCCCUGUCAUCCGUUGGCUCCUGGCAGAUUAUCACGACUACUGGGUCACUGAAGGGGUCAUCCGGUCUGUCUGCUGGGUCAUCCGUGUCAACCGGCGGUGGUGGCGGGGGAGGGUCAGCCGCCUCAGCCUCAGCCGCCGCUAUACCCACCACAUCAUCCGCCGCAGUGUCAUCCGCCACGCCGCACGGAUCAGCCAGUUCAAGAGCAUCUGUGUCCUCCUGCUUUUCAAUGGGUUCGGGGCUUGUGGAUUCCGCCUGUACCCUCAAAGCGGAGAGCGGCGGACUUGGGGUCAGCGCUUCCGAGGCGGACAAGGUGGAGUCUUCAAAACGUCCGGAGAAACUGGCCAAGGUCAGGUCACUCUUCUACAACCAGUACGUGACCUCCAUCGGGUUCAGCGCCUGCAAUGGACGACAUGAUUCUGGUCUGGGCACGCUGGUCUCAAAUUUUGCACAGAAGGUUGGGAUUCGGCCCUCACCUAACCGGGGGACCUAGGCCUACUGGGAGGGGGGCUGGAGGGGUUGGGGUCUACACUAGGGUCUGGGCUGGGCUAGGUUAGGUUAGGUCAGGCUACACUGUGAACAUGGCAGCUAGGUUAGGUUAGGUUAGGGUCUGUUGGGAAGGGCUGGGGUCUACACUAGGGGCUGGGCUGGGCUAGGUUAGGUUAGGUCAGGCUACACUAGGAACAUAGCAGCUAGGUUAGGUUAAGGGACAUAGGGGCUAGGUUAGGUUAGAUUAAGGGACUUAAGGGCUAGGUUAGGUUAGGUUAGGGUCUGUUGGGAAGGGCUGGGGUCUACACUAGGGGCUGGGCUGGGCUAGGCUAGGUUAGGGCAGUCUUUACUAGGAACAUAGGGGCUAGCUAGGUUAGAAUAGGUUAGGGGACAUAGGGGCUAGGUUAGGGUCUGUUGGGAAGGGCUGGGGUCUACACUAGGGGCUGGGCUGGGCUAGGCUAGGUUAGGGCAGUCUUUACUAGGAACAUAGGGGCUAGCUAGGUCAGUAUAGGUUAGGGGCUAGGUUAGGUUAGAUUAGGUCGUUAGGUUAGGACAGGUCAGGUUAGGUUAGGUCAAGUUAGGUUAGGUCAGGUUAAGUUAGGACAGGUUAGGUUAGGUCAGGUUAGGUUAGGAUAGGUUAGGUUAGGUUAGAUUAGGUCAAGUUAGGUCAGGGUAGGUCAAGGAAGGAAGAGGAAGGCAAGGAGAAGGAAGAGGAGGAGGGAAAGAAAUUGAAGGAAGAUUAAAAAGAAGAUGAAGAGGAGGAAGAAGAAGAAGAAGAAGAAAAGGAAGAUAAAAAAAAGAAUUAGGGGUUGACUAAAUUAGGUUAGGAGAGAGAGAGAGAGAGAGAGAGAGAUGAUUAAUUCCAUUCCUCUGUAUGUAUGUGUAUAUGUAUGUAUGUAUGUACAUUUAUGAAGCUAUUUUAUGCACACAUCUACUGUCACUGCCUAUGUAUGUAUGUAUGUAUGUAUGUAUGUAUGUGCGUAUGUGUGUAUGUAUGUGUAUAUGUAUGUAUGUAUAGCUAAUGUAUAAGGAGGGGGGGAGGGAGGAAGGUCUUUUCAAUUAUUAUUAUUGUUAUUAUUAUUUGUGUAUAUAUUUUUAUAAUUAAUUAGUUUUAUCUAGUUAAAUUAAAUCACUAUUAUUAUUAUGAGAGAGAGAGAGAGAGAGAGAGAGAGAGAGAGAGAGAGAGAGAGAGAGAGAGAGAGAGAGAGAGAGAGAGAGAGAGAGAGAGAGAGAGAGAGAGAGAGAGAGAGAGAGAGAAAGUAAGGAAGGAAAGAUGGAGAGAGGAAAGAGAGAUGGAGGAAAGGAAAAAGAGAGAGAGAGAGAGAGAGAGAGAGAGAGAGAGAGAGAGAGAGAAGAAAGGAAGGAAAGAUGGAGAGAGAGGAAAGAGAGAUGGAGGAAAGGAAAGAGAGAGAGAGAGAGAGAGAAGGAGCAAAAGAGGGAGAAGAAAGGAAGGAAAGAGAGAGAGAUGGAGGAAAUGAAAGAGAGCGAGAGAGAGAGAGAGAGAGAGAGAGAGAGAGAGCACAAAAGGGACUCCCACAGACACCAUGGCAUCAAUAUAUCAUUUUUAUUAUUAUUAUUAUUAUUAGCAAUGAAAAUAAUGUUAAUAUAUAUAAAACUGUACUUACAUCAUUGGGCUAUUUUCUCCAUUAAGACCGGAAAUAUAUCAGUUUUGGGCUAUUUUUCAGUAGUAUUUCCACCUGUUGGGCUAUUUUUUAUUAUGAUAGAAAAUAUAUUAGUCUUGGGCUGUUUUCUGGCAGGGUGGGGAGGUUGGGCUAUUUUCUAAGACCUUGUAAAUUGCGUUGGGCUAUUUUCCGACAGGGUGGGAAGAUUGGGCUGUUUUCUGAGACCUUGGAAAGUGCGUUGGGCUAUUUUCCGAUAGGGUGGGAAGGUUGGGCUAUUUUCUGAGACCUUGUAAAUUGCGUUGGGCUAUUUUCUGAGACCUUUUAAAGUGCGUUGGGCUAUUAAUUGAUAGGGUGGGAAGGUUGGGCUAUUUUCUGAGACCUUGUAAAGUGUGUUGGGCUAUUUUUAAAGGGGGCUCUACAACCGUUGGGCUACUUUUUGUCCCUGGUCUAAUUGUUGGGCUAUUUUCUGUCCGGUAGAUUUAUUAAAGGGAGACUUUGUAAAUAAAACUGUUUACAAUUACAA
Eriocheir sinensis (Chinese mitten crab) is the source of this 5031-nucleotide messenger RNA. It is a transcript of the gene EDTP, whose product is annotated as myotubularin-related protein 14-like. Gene Ontology annotation, molecular function: phosphatidylinositol-3-phosphate phosphatase activity. NCBI's taxonomy places the organism in Eukaryota, Metazoa, Arthropoda, Malacostraca, Decapoda, Varunidae. The transcript is spliced from 12 exons. The coding region runs from base 335 to 2890 and encodes 851 amino acids. Gene Ontology annotation, biological process: dephosphorylation. The record is from RefSeq and is a predicted model, not a curated record.